This is a messenger RNA of Seriola dumerili (greater amberjack), 2552 nucleotides long. RefSeq names its product progesterone immunomodulatory binding factor 1 (gene pibf1). Gene Ontology annotation, cellular component: centriolar satellite. The record is from RefSeq and is a predicted model, not a curated record. NCBI's taxonomy places the organism in Eukaryota, Metazoa, Chordata, Actinopteri, Carangiformes, Carangidae. Gene Ontology annotation, biological process: cilium assembly. The coding region runs from base 112 to 2409 and encodes 765 amino acids. The transcript is spliced from 18 exons.
UAACUUUCUAAUCUCAUGUAAUCUCUGCUACAGUAACUAGCUCACUUGCCCUGUAGUUAACGUUAGCUACAGAAGUAGAGGACACAAAGUCAGGACCAAAAAAAAUACAAAAUGCCUCCCAAGAAGCAGCAGCUGAAGCCGACAGCAGCCAACGUCUCCAGCUCCCUGGACCUCGAGUCUGAGGACAUCAGCCUGGAGACAACGGUGCCCACCACCGAGGAUGUCUCCUCGUCGGACGAGCAGCGGGGCGGCUCCCAGAAGGUGACCCGCCAGCUGAUCGAGAGGAAAGAGCUCCUGCACAACGUCCAGCUGCUGAAAAUCGAGCUUUCUCAGAAGAAUCUCAUCAUAGACAACAUGAAGGCCGACCAUAUGUCUAAGAUUGAGGAGUUGGAGGAGAGACUGAAUGAUGCUAUACAUCAGAAACAAGUGUUCGCCCUGAGACUGGACAGCCAGCUGAAACUUGCUCAGGAGGAGAACAGGAAGCAGCAGGUUCUGCGUAAGCAGGAGAUGGAGGCCAUCCAGCUCAGGCAGCAGCAGCUAGAGGAGACCAACCGACAGCUGUGUGAAAAGGCUGGAGAGCUACGGAGGUCUCUCAGGGAUCUGGACAUCUCACAGGACAGGUACCAGGAGCUGCGUGACCUCCCUGAGGACAAAAUCUCUAUACAGGAAUACGUAGCUAUGCGUUUCUAUGAGGUGGUGACUCCUCUGCGGACUCAUCUGGCUGAGCUCACUGUUAAGAGAGGCAAUAUGACUGAAGAGCUGGAUGUACACAGAAGCCAGAUGAAGGCUUUGAUGGAGAGCUAUGACACAGAACGGCGGCUACGUUCAGAGCUGGAGUUGAGGAGCCAGAGACUGACCCUAGAGCUGGCCGACACCAAACAGCAGAUCCAAGAGGGGGACUACCGGCUAGACAACUACCCAAACGUUAAACGGGACCGCGACAACUUUGAAGCGGAACUGAAGGAGUUAAAGAGGAGAUUUGAGACUCUAGACUUGAGUCACACUGCACUCUCCAGGGAAAGGGACACACUCAGCAAAGAGGUGGCAACAUUGCAGCAGUCAGAGACUCUCCUACAGAAAGACAAGGAGUACCUCCACAGGCAGAACAUGGAGCUCAGUGUCCGCUGUGCACAUGAAGAAGACCGCCUGGAGAGGCUGCAGGUACAAUUAGAAGACACUAAGAAAGCCAGGGAGGACGCCUAUGAAAAAUAUGUAGCAUCCAGAGACUACUACAAGUCAGAGUACGAGACCAAGUUAAGAGAGGAGUUGGAGAACAUCAGGCUGAAAACCAGUCAGGAGAUAGACAACCUGCAGAGAACCUCCAGGGAGAUGUAUGAGAGGGAGAACAGGAACUUGCGUGAGGCCAGAGACAAUGCAGUUCUGGAGAAAGACAGAGCGGUGGCAUCUGAGAGAGACACUCAGUCCAGAUAUGAUCAGCUGCUGGAACAGUUUCGUCAGCUCCAGCUGGGUACUGACAGCCGGGUAGCCGAACUGUCCAACCAGGCCAAGCUGCACUCUUUCGAAGCUGAGCGCGCUCAGAUGGUCAAGGAAGAGACGGCCAAGGCCCUCGCCCAGUGCCAGGUGGAGUGUGAGAAACAGCAGAAGAAACUGGAGCUCCUCACUCAGGAGUUUUACAGGCUGCAGACGUCAUCAGAGAAGCGGGUGACGGAGCUGCAGGCUCAGAAUGCCGAGCAGGCUUCUCGGCUGGAGACGUACGAAAAGCUGGAGCAAGAGUUGGACCAAGUCACCAUGCAGGCGGCUGAAAUUGACAAUGAAGAGGAGGCAGAGAGAGUUUUGUUCUCAUACGGCUAUGGAGCUAAUGUUCCCACAACGGCCAAAAGACGACUAAAGCAGAGCGUUCACCUGGCUCGCAGGGUGCUGCAGCUCGAGAGGCAAAACACGUCACUGAGGAGAGAGCUGGAGAGACACAAGUCACAGACCGGACACAUAUCUGAAGAGUUGUUGGCAGCCAACCAGCUGUUACAGCAGACGCAGCAGCCCUAUAGCUACCUGAUUGAGACGGUGAGACAAAGGGACGCACAGAUCAGCACGCUGAAGGAACGUAUCACCUUGCUGGAGGAUGAUGUCAGUUCUCUGAGGAAAGAACGGACUGCUCUGCAACGGGUGAAAAACAACAUGGCCGCCGAUCUGGAGAGACUCCUCAACCAUCGAGAGGAGUUGGCGGUGAUGAAGCAGGUCCUGAUCAGCAUGCGGUCCAGACAGGGAGACGCUCUGGACCUGUUGGAAACAGAUAAAACCGGUAUCAGGACCUCUGGUGUAGGAAAACAGCAGUCCAAACGCACUAACAGGACCACAGAAGAAGAGUCACCAAACAAACCAAAACCCACUGUAUUUACCAAGAAAGAAGUUCCUGACUGGUACCAAAAGCUGAAGCAGAAACCCAAGUGAAUAGUCAGUUGUGUUACUCCUACUGCUAUUAAUUGUCACUCAGGGUUUUAACAAUCUUAUGUUUUAUCAAGUACGACGUAUGUAUUUUAAACUUCUAAAUUACAUUUCAAAUUUCGGCUUUUGAAAUAUAAAAGUAGAAACUG